AUGUUCACGCUGAGUUUUCUCCUGAGCCUUUUGGCUGCAGUGUUCUGCAUGCCGGUGUCGCAGCCCACACAGCAGGAUGAGCAGUUUGCAGAGAAACUUAAAUGCUCUUUUAAUUCAACAAAUGAUAUGUUGACUUGCACAUGGAGAGCAGACAGUUCAGUGUCUACGAAGCUGACGGAGAUGCAAAAAUUCUUCUUUGGCCUUCAGAUCACAGUGAACCUGGAUGUUGACACCUUGGCCAUGACGAAGAAGCCACGCUGUGGCGUUUUAGAAGAACCUCUUAGUCUGGUCUCUACUGCUGACAACAAUCUGAAGUGGGACAAGAAUGACCUCACAUACAGGAUAGAGAACUACACACCAGACAUGUCUGCAGCAGAGGUAGAUGAAUCCAUUGAGAAAGCUCUUCAGGUUUGGGCCAAGGUUACUCCCCUCAGAUUCACAAGGAUUUACAGUGGCAUAGCAGACAUCAUGAUCUCCUUUGGUCGUGGUGCACACGGUGACAAUAGCCCUUUUCAUGAAACUGGCAAUUAUCUCGCUCACGCCUUUCCUCCUUCGUCCGGCAUUGGAGGAGAUGUACAUUUUAACGAUGAUGAGACCUUCACCUUCCGCUCCACUGAAGGCUACGUCCUCUACCUGGUUGCAGCCCAUGAGUUUGGUCACUCUCUGGGUUUGUCCCACUCUAAAGACCCUGGUGCUCUCAUGUAUCCUCUGUACUCAUACAGAGAUCCCGAUACCUUUGUUCUGCCACAAGAUGAUGUCAGAGGCAUCCAGUCGCUUUAUGGCAAAAACGAGGAUCCAAUUCCUCCUGGACCAACUGCUGCCCCCACUCCUGAUGCCUGUGAUUCCUCCCUGGUCUUGGAUGCUGUUGCCACACUACGAGGAGAGAUGCUGUUCUUCAAGAACAGCUUCUUCUGGCGUAUCCACCCCCAGAGCGACACCCUUCAGCAAACUCUCAUAACAAACUUCUGGCCCGACGCCCCCGAAAGUGUUGAUGCUGCUUACGAGAGUCAGCAGUCAGACAGGGUCUUUUACUUUAAAGGUCGUCAAGUUUGGGCUUUCAGUGGCUAUGAUCUGGUAGGCGAUUAUCCCAAAUCGAUUUCCAGCUUUGGUUUGCCGAAGGACAUUAAGAAAGUUGAUGCGGCCCUCAAUGACCCAGAGACUGGCAAGACUCUGUUCUUCGUUGGCAGCAAUUACUACAGCUAUGAUGAGACUACAAAGACGAUGGACUCAGGAUUCCCAAAGCGAGUUGAUGAAACCUUCUCUGGAAUGACCAGGAAGGUGACAGCAGCUUUACAGCACAGAGGUUUCACCUACCUCUACAGUGGUCCCUACAUGUACGAGUUCAGCUCGGGGCAGAUGCUGCGUCUGCUGAGAAACAACUACUUCCUGCCCUGCAACAACUAUUAG
Messenger RNA from Gambusia affinis (western mosquitofish), 1407 nucleotides. Its product is annotated as collagenase 3-like. Gene Ontology annotation, molecular function: metalloendopeptidase activity; zinc ion binding. The coding region runs from base 1 to 1407 and encodes 468 amino acids. The record is from RefSeq and is a predicted model, not a curated record. The transcript has 11 exons. NCBI's taxonomy places the organism in Eukaryota, Metazoa, Chordata, Actinopteri, Cyprinodontiformes, Poeciliidae. Gene Ontology annotation, cellular component: extracellular matrix. Gene Ontology annotation, biological process: extracellular matrix organization; proteolysis; collagen catabolic process.